Messenger RNA from Macadamia integrifolia, 786 nucleotides. Its product is annotated as histone deacetylase 5-like. The transcript has 4 exons. The record is from RefSeq and is a predicted model, not a curated record. NCBI's taxonomy places the organism in Eukaryota, Viridiplantae, Streptophyta, Magnoliopsida, Proteales, Proteaceae. The coding region runs from base 95 to 745 and encodes 216 amino acids. Gene Ontology annotation, molecular function: histone deacetylase activity. Gene Ontology annotation, cellular component: histone deacetylase complex. Gene Ontology annotation, biological process: chromatin organization.
GUUGAUUUGAUCUAAUUAAAAACUAGGGAGGUACUAAUUUAAUCGCGCGUCUUCUCCUUUGGUUCUUAGUUCUCUCCAAGUCCAACUGUUGGCUAUGGAGAAGGAAUCUGAGAAGAUCCGUCACCAGCCCCGAGUGGGUCUUGUCUACGAUGAGAGAAUGUGUAAGCAUUCAACCCCAGACGGAGAGGAUCAUCCUGAGAAUCCUCGUCGAAUCAAGGCGAUAUGGGAAAAACUUCAAUUUGCGGGAAUUCCUCAGAGAUGUGUGGUUUUGAGUGCUAAAGAAGCAGAGGACAGGUAUAUAGCAUCAGUUCAUACGCAGAACCAUAUCAAUUUGAUAAGGAAUGUCAGCUCAAAAGAUUUUGAUUCACGGAGGAAUAGGAUUGCUUCGAAACUAAAUUCCAUCUUUCUAAAUGAGGGUUCAUCUGAAUCUGCGUCCCUUGCUGCUGGCUCUGUCACAGAGGUGUCAGAGAAGGUCGCUAAAGGGGAGCUGAGUUCUGCUGUUGCCAUUGUAAGACCUCCUGGACAUCAUGCAGAGCCAGAUGAAGCAAUGGGGUUCUGUCUGUACAACAAUGUUGCAAUCGCGGCGAGUUAUAUCCUGAAUGAAAGACCUGAAUUAGGUAUUCAUAAAAUUCUUAUUGUGGAUUGGGAUGUCCAUCAUGGAAAUGGCACCCAGAAAAUGUUUUGGAAGGACCCUCGGGUGCUGUUUUUCUCUGUUCAUAGGUAUGUUAGAAUUUCAAUCUCUUGACCUUCCCAUCUCCAGUGCCCCCCCUUUGAUUUUCUUGUGCA